Vicia faba (fava bean) is the source of this 318-nucleotide messenger RNA. Lineage: Eukaryota; Viridiplantae; Streptophyta; Magnoliopsida; Fabales; Fabaceae. The record is from the annotation of a GenBank genome assembly.
AUGUCCGGAGCACCUUCGAGUUUGACGAAACCGAUUCAAAAUCCAGAAAAGAUCCUUAAGAACUCAGGUUGCUGUUACAUGAGGUUAUCACUGAUUGCCGAUCGAUGCUAUCAUUCUAUGGUUAUGAAGAUUGAAGUUGUCAAGAGAGAUGAAAGCUGCUGCUCCAUAUCAAAAGGAACUCCUCAAAUGCCACAAACGCUAGCUCUGGAUGCCGUUUUUUGUGGUAAUAGUUAUACCGUAACACGACUGAGUGCACAUGAUUUGCAACUCUCCGCUGUUGAGAUAAUGGAGGAUCAUCACCACAUGACAUACUCCUGA